CCGUAGAAGAAGACUUUCAAUCGUAAACAACUAGCUAACGUUAGCUGGCUGCUAGUGUGCGUUUCUUUUCGCAAAAAAAAUGGCCAAAUUGGAGUUGCUAAGUUUGUUUCUCACUGAACGAUUAACGUCUGCUGCACAGGAUAUAUAUAAAAUGUUAGAAGAAACGUUUGCAGAAUACCAAGCAGAGAUCACUUACGUAAAGAGAGAGAAUGAAUUUCUACGGAAGCAGUUUAAUGCUAACAGACCGAGAAAAGUGAACGUUAAACGAGGUCUACGACAGAUCACCCGCACUGUCUCUGUAGCAGUAGCUCCCCCAAAGCUGAAGCAGGAGUCGAGCCCCACUCUGGGGAAGGAGGUUUCACAAACUGAGGAGAAGAAGCAAGAAGCAAGGACCAGUCAGGGGGAAGAGCAGCUUCAAGAGACUGGAACAACAGAAUUGAUGCCUACACCCACCACUCACUGUUGCAGCGAAGACAAUGAUCUUGGCCCAUCCAAAACAUUGCCCCAGAUCCAGCCCAAGCCCUUACCCUCCUUACCCAUACCCCUUCUCCUGGCUCAGCCCGCACAGCCCUUCCAAAUCGCACAGAACCAAGCCGUCGUCUUAUCUCAUCAGAUAUCGCCUCUGGUCAUUCAGGUUGUAAAGAAAUUGUUUAUUUGUAAAGACUGUGGGAAGACUUUCCGUUACAUGAGUCGUUUGAAACAGCACACACGCAUGGCUCACACGCAGGAAAAACCCCACUGCUGUACGUUGUGUGGAAAGUGUUUUCUUACCGCCAGCAAGUUAAAAACACACCAGCUAAUACACACCGGCGAGAGACCCUACCUCUGUAAUGUCUGUGGUCACUGUUUCAACCAGAGGUCGAACCUUAAAGUACACAUGCAGAGGAAACACAAAGAUGUCAAGGGUGUGUGACAAACAAAAACAUCGCAUUCAGUAUACGGAUUUACAUUCAUAUUUACAUUUUAGUAAUUUAGAAGACGUUCUUAGCCAGAGCGACUUACAGUUAAUGCAUUCAUCUUAAGAUAGCUAGGUGGGAUGAUGAAAAGGUUAUGUGGGAAAAAGACAGCAAAAAUAAAUAAAGUUGUAAGACACAUCUCCCCAACCCCUACAUUCAGGUGUAUGUCAGUGGAGGCUGAGGGGAGAAUGGCUCAUAAGUUUCCCCAACCAAACCACUACAUUCAGGUGUAUGUCAGUGGAGGCUGAGGGGAGAAUUGCUCAUAAGUUUCCCCAACCCCUACAUUCAGGUGUAUGUCAGUGGAGGCUGAGGGGAGAACGGCUCAUAAGUUUCCCCAACCCCUACAUUCAGGUGUAUGUCAGUGGAGGCUGAGGGGAAAACGGCUCAUAAGUUUCCCCAACCAAACCACUACAUUCAGGUGUAUGUCAGUGGAGGCUGAGGGGAGGGGAGAAUGGCUCAUAAGUUUCCCCAACCACUACAUUCAGGUGUAUGUCAGUGGAGGCUGAGGGGAGAACGGCUCAUAAGUUUCCCCAACCCCAACAUUCAUGUGUAUGUCAGUGGAGGCUGAGGGGAGAACGGCUCAUAAGUUUCCCCAACCACUACAUUCAGGUGUAUGUCAGUGGAGGCUGAGGGGAGAACGGCUCACAUAAGUCUGGACCGGAGUGAAUGGAGUGGCAUUGAUACCAAUCCCCACAUUUCCCUCCAGCCAUUACCACGAGCCCGUCCUCACCAAAUUAAGUUGCCACCACCCUCCUGUGGUGUAUAUAAUUUCUCCUCCCUUUCUUCCCUGUAUUGUUGUCUCAAAUCAUAAACUACAUUGAAGAUGUAAAACAGCCUGUUUUCUUUUACAGGCUACAACCUCUAACUUGUAUCAUAUUUUGGCUCUAAUUGCUGGACAGGUCUUGCAUGGUUAGAUGCUUUUUUUGCUCAGCUCAAAAGCAUAUUAAAACAAAAUAUUGCUUAACACUCAAAGCUCACUCAUUGGUAUUCACUUCUGUAGCCUGUGGUAUGUGCCCAAAAUUAACAUGCCCUUUUAAACCUACAUAAACCAUUUAAACAUA
Molecule: messenger RNA, 2017 nt
Organism: Oncorhynchus gorbuscha (pink salmon)
Lineage: Eukaryota; Metazoa; Chordata; Actinopteri; Salmoniformes; Salmonidae
Product: zinc finger protein 250-like
Exons: 2
Coding region: 80-913 (277 amino acids)
Biological process (GO): regulation of transcription by RNA polymerase II
Molecular function (GO): DNA-binding transcription factor activity; RNA polymerase II cis-regulatory region sequence-specific DNA binding
Source: RefSeq, a predicted model, not a curated record